UUCCCCCAGUAUCGCCUCCUCCCAUCCCACUCCACCCCCGCCCGGGAUUGCGGCGCCUGCGCGAAGCAAACUCGCUUUGCUCUGCUCCAGCUCUGACAGCUUCUGCUGGCUCCGGAGACACAGACCCAGAGGGAUCCACGAUGAGCUGCAGUCGCUCGUGUGUCUGUAGCCAUGGCACCAAUGUGGAGGACAGUACUACGUGGUAUGGGGUGGAACCCUACCCUAAUCUCUUCUACAGGGACUGUGUGGGUACCACUCUCAGCGAUAACCCAGAAGGACCCCUAGUUCAGUACACCUACCAACCCUGGCCCUCAUUGUGUUGGAAGGUCACUGUGUCCGUGGCAUCCCUGCUUCUCCUGCUGGGUGUGGCAGCCCUGACCACUGGCUAUGCAGUACCCCCCAAACUAGAGCUUGUCAAUGACAGUAAGUUCUCAUCUUUGGAUGACCCAGUAGCCGACUAUAACCAAGCCCUGAUCACCUGCCGUGUGGCAGGAGCCACGCUGUGCGGGGCAGCAGGGAUCCUGCUGGCUGUCUGCCUCUUUUUGGCCACCUCCGGUUGGCUGAGCCCAGAAAUCAAGGCAGAGCCAUUGGUCACUGAAGCUGACAGCCCGGUGGAGGUCUUCAGGGAUGAACCCGAGCAGCUGUCCCCUGCCUUCCAUGAUCUUAGCAGUCAGUCGUGGUUCUUGAUUCCCACCAGUCCCGUGAGGCAGUGUUCUGUGCAGACCAGCCAACCCCAACGGGACUCGUAAGUCUGAAGACUAGAGAAGUCAGACACGUCCCUCUUGGUACUCCUUGCUCUCAUCACCCUUCUCCCCUCUCCGUAGUGUCAAUCUCUGCAGAGCCCCUCCCACCCCCCAGUA
Molecule: messenger RNA, 860 nt
Organism: Phodopus roborovskii (desert hamster)
Lineage: Eukaryota; Metazoa; Chordata; Mammalia; Rodentia; Cricetidae
Gene: Nrsn2
Product: neurensin 2
Exons: 3
Coding region: 141-749 (202 amino acids)
Biological process (GO): nervous system development
Cellular component (GO): neuron projection; transport vesicle; neuronal cell body
Source: RefSeq, a predicted model, not a curated record